UCUCACCUCACUCCAAACGUCGAAAGUACGCAACACAGCUUAUUGGAAAGAUUUCUCAAUUCUCACGUUUUAGUAUUAUUUUUAGUGCAACGAUUUAGUUUAGUUUAACAGAUGCAGAUGGUGAAGAAACACAAAUUAAUGUCGCGAAAUUACUCUUAAGUGUAAAUACAUUCCGUUAAACAUGUAAGUGUUGGGUGAACCUUUAGUAAAAGGUGGCACACAAGGUUGACUCGCCUUUUGCUGAAAGCGCUGUUGCGACUGAUAACAACUUGAUGCAUAUUUCGUGAACCCACAGUUAGAUUGUAGGAGAAUAUUUAAGUGGUCGCAAUAGUUUGAACCGCAUGGGCAACAUCUACGACCCGAAGACCAUGAGCGACGUAACUUCAACCGACAGCGCUGAAGAGGGCGAAAUACGUGACUCGGAAGAGGAGGGAAAUCGUCGCUCUAGGAACCGUUCUAAGCAUCGCAGGAUUUCGCCGCCUUCAAAAAAUCAUCGGUCAGUUCGGUCUCACAAGAUAAAAAGGCCGCAUUCGAGUCGAAGAGAGCAACCUCCUCGAAGCAGAAAACGCCGCCCGAGCGAUGAUAACGAAUAUAGGGAACAUAUCGACACUCAAAUUGCCAAAACUCGUCGUCGGUUGCAAGCAGCUGAGAAAAGUACGCCUCCGCCAGCCGUGUCUACUCCGCCAGCCGAGUCUGCUUCUGCAGAAAUUCCUCAGGAAGAUGAAAUCCAGGUGCUGGAGGUACCGCCAAAGACGUUUGAAGUGGUGCAAAUUGACGAUGAGGAGACAGGAAAGGACAAUUCAGCAGAGAUGGAAGAAACUGAAAAGGAGCUGACGCAGCUGCGACUUGAUGCUUUGAAAAGCAGUCUCGAGGCCAAGUGGGGCGGGAAGAACAAGAAAAAACAACGGAAAUCAAAUCCAGAUGAGCCUUACAGCCCGACUUGUCCUCUGACGCCGGUGGAUGAUUUGGACUCGACCACCUCACCGGCACCGAGCCCGCCAAGCCCUGCAGUCUGUGAUCCAGAAACAGACGAGGACGAGGAAGCUCUCCGACUUAGUCUGUUAAAGCAAAUCAAAAAGUCUUCUGAAGACAAGGAGAAUGAGACCGAGAGUACAAAUAAUGAAGUCCAGGUCCCAGAAACUGUAGCCAAUAACAGUGAUAAGCCAAAAAAUGCUGUGACCGAGCAAACUAGUUCCCACACUAAUGGAAGAUUUAUCAUAUCUAUAGGACCAGACUCAAGUGAUUCAGAAUCAGGGAGUGAAAAAGAUCAAAACAACGUUGCUGGGAACAUUGAUCAAAUGUUGAAGAAGAUCAGGGAAACUGCGGAGGAGAAGAAAAAAAAGGUAGCUUCCCCACCAAAGAAGACUGCAGGCGGCAGGAACCAAAAGUCGCCAGCUAAACAAGUUCCUCUUAAUCAUCCAUUGUCGGUGCUUUCAAAAAGCAAGCAAGCUGAGUACCUGCGUCUGAAGGCAUUGCUCAAAAGGAAAGAAGAAUUGCGACAGAAAAGACUGCAACACGCGACCCAAGAGAAGCUGGACAAAGCCAAAGCCAAUAGUGAACUGCAGCUACCCUCGUUAAACGCGCUGGCGCAGUCUCUUCCGCUCCUCACCGAAGAGGAGAGAAUCAAGCAACUGCGAGCCUUGGAAGCUGACCAGGAAAAAUUCAUAGAGAAGAGCAAAGAGCAGGAAGAGCGACUUGCAUCCCUGCGCAGAGACUUGGACAAAAACCUGAGCGACCAGCAGGAAGCGCAGGCAGUUGCUGCUGCAGCUGGUGGUCAGCGUGCGCAACUGGAGCAGGAAGCUGAAAUGUUGCGCCGCCGACUUGCGGAGGUAGAGGCAGCUGCCGCUGCUUCCUCCAAACAGCACCAAACUUACACGCUCAAACUGCAUCAACUGAUAUCUGAGGCAAGAAGUCCAUUUCCGCUGCUUCUUUUCAAGGAUUUAUAUUUCAUCCAGCGAAAAAAAAAUCAAAAUUCACCUUCCGAAUUUAAAUUAGAGACAUUUCCAUAAAGCUUAUCGCUGUCUGUUGCACAAUAUUCCUUUUUCCCCACUGGUAAAAAUGCGCAAAAUAUGAUAACGAGCUCAGAAAGAAAUUCCCAUCAAUAAUGUUGCGUAUCGGACAAACCUAACUGUUUCAUUUCAGGAAAAAGUGUUGCAAAAGUCUGUGAGCGAAGCUAGUUUGGAGGCAGCUCGUCUACGCGCUGGCUGCUCCUUGAUUCGUGAAGCGUGCUCUCACGCGCGCGGAGACAACGAAGUUAAGGCGCUUGAGGACCAACUCAACGUCUUAGACGCUUUGGCCAAUGGCCCACUCUCUUACCAGAGUCCUCUCGAUCACGUCAGG
Messenger RNA from Cloeon dipterum, 2340 nucleotides. RefSeq lists its product as uncharacterized. Lineage: Eukaryota; Metazoa; Arthropoda; Insecta; Ephemeroptera; Baetidae. The transcript has 7 exons. The coding region runs from base 342 to 2009 and encodes 555 amino acids. The record is from RefSeq and is a predicted model, not a curated record.